Messenger RNA from Scomber japonicus (chub mackerel), 744 nucleotides. It is a transcript of the gene acot13, whose product is annotated as acyl-CoA thioesterase 13. Gene Ontology annotation, molecular function: fatty acyl-CoA hydrolase activity. Bases 55 to 483 code for a protein of 142 amino acids. The record is from RefSeq and is a predicted model, not a curated record. NCBI's taxonomy places the organism in Eukaryota, Metazoa, Chordata, Actinopteri, Scombriformes, Scombridae. The transcript is spliced from 3 exons.
GUGUGAAGUAAACAUAUCUUUGACAUUGUCCCCCCGGGUUUAUUAGAGUUAAAUAUGGCUUCGCUGUCUUUAAACACGAUAAAACAAGUAAUGAGAGCCAUGGUAGAUACCCCAGGCUUCGACAAAGUCCUGAAGAAGGUGGACAUUUUGUCUGCCGUCCCGGGUAAGGUAGUGUGUGAGAUGAAGGUGGAAGAGGAGCACACUAACCGUGGAGGGACGCUGCACGGCGGGCUGACAGCCACACUGGUCGAUGUCAUCUCCACCAUGGCCAUCAUGAACAGUGACAGGGGGGCACCGGGGGUUAGUGUGGACAUGAACAUAACAUACAUGAAUGCUGCCAAGAUUGGAGAGGACGUACUCAUCACUGCUCAGGUUCUAAAGCAAGGGCGGACAUUGGCGUUUGCCACAGUGGACCUCACCAGCAAGGCCACAGGGAAGCUCAUAGCACAAGGAAGACACACCAAACACCUUGGCAGCAGCUAAACUGUCUCCAGUCUGUAACUCACAUGAUCAUGUCACUGUACUGUCAUAACAAUGAACUCCAAGCCUGUAAAUAGUUUGUGUGUACAAUGUAGUUAACAGUGGUGUGUGCAACAAAUCCUGCUCAUGGCUAGUUACUUAGUGACGUGUUGUUACCACGGUCACAUAUUGCAGUUACAGAGAAACGAAUAUCUGUAUGGCCAGAAUCAACUUUGACCUCACUGCAUCAAUGAUUCAUGCACAUGCAAUAAAACAAAUGGACAA